Messenger RNA from Paramecium primaurelia, 803 nucleotides. Lineage: Eukaryota; Ciliophora; Oligohymenophorea; Peniculida; Parameciidae. The record is from the annotation of a GenBank genome assembly.
AUGAAAAAUUGUUCUCAGUCUUUUUUAUUUACUACAAAGUUAUCAUAAAUCAUUCGAAACGGAUGUACUGUUACAUUAACGGUUUAUCAUAACAGACUAUUAUUAAGUGGACUCAGAAAAACAAGUAGAAGUGAAAAAAUUGAUAAAGAAAUCAAUUUUUAAACUACACAUUAUGUUCUAAAUUGGGAAUACUCUCAGUAAAAUUAAACAAUAUACUUUAUAGUCAUUCUAAAGAUAUUGAAGGUUUCACUCUAUAUAAAUAAAAUACUAAAAGGUAUACCUUUGGUGGUAGCAAUGACCAGCUCAGCUAGUUAAAAAAUAUUUUGAGUGGUUUAAUUGGUUUUACAAACUGGGAAUAAGAUUAUAAAUUUGUUAAACAUGUCAGAAAUAGCUAGAAAUGUUAAGUAUCAUUAUAUACUAAGUAUUUUUAGAUAAUGCUUGUCAAACAAGAAAAUCAGUUUUAAGUUAUCAAACUCAUUGAUUAUCAAGAAGUAAAUAACCAAUAAAAAACAAUUUAGACUCCAGAAGAAUUAAUGGCACUGAAACUAAUUUAAAAGAAUCCUCAUCCGAAUGUACUUGGCUUUAAUUCAUAUUAUAUUGAUAAUAUACAUUGCUACCUUGUUAUGGAUUAUCUAUCUCAAGGAACACUCUAUGAUCUUUAGAAAAUGUACAAUUUUAAUAUACCAAUACAUAUCAUCUAAGAAGUGAUGUAACAGAUUCUAGAAGGUAUUUUUAUAUCUAUUUAAAAUAGGUUUAAAUCAUUUGCAUUAAUUAAAAAUCAUACAUCGAGAUAUUAAAUAUGA